AGUUCAUACGUAAAGUGGCUAACUCAUCAGUAAAUUAUAACUGAAGCACCCUGCUCUAGGUGUUGGAUAGAUUUCAAGCUUUUGAGUAUCAAAUUGAGGGGCCUCUAAGCAUUUCCUUCUAAAGUGGUCGAAAUUCCCGCAAUGAUAUAAAUGUUACUUGUAUUGGGUAGUGAUUUACGUUGACUUGAUGUUUGUUUUUGGAUUAUAAAAUGUGAGCAAAAAUGACGUUGGAUGAUGUGACAAGAUUUUGGAGAGAAGAAAAAGAAGAUGGGGCGAUUUACAAUGUUUAUCUGAAGAAAGUGACAUACCACACAAUCUCUGAUUUGGACCAUUCCAAGGGCCAUUUGAUGUGGGAGACCCAAAAGAUCAGAGUCAUCAAAGCUGGUACUCUAGAAAAACUUGUUGAAAGUUUGGUCACAGUUAAGGGGGAGCUUGACUCAACAUAUGUCAACAUCUUCCUUGCCACCUACAGGACCUUUGCUACCCCUAAGCAGGUUCUGGAAAUUCUUAUCAAAAGAUAUAAAUGGCUAGAAAAGGACAGCAGUGAACACAAGGAGAGAAAAGAAAACAAUGAAAACCAACAAAAGACGUUCAAGAAUGUGAUAUCAGUGUGGAUGGAUACGUACCCUGAUGAUUUCCGAGAUCACCCAGACUAUACAUGUCUUACAGUAUUAGAGUCAUUCUCGCAUCAAUAUAUACCUGACAGUGACCUUGAACUGAGAGCUCGGCACAAAAUAGAAAAAUUUCAAAGAGAGGCUGUGUCCAAAUCAGAUGGAGGCAUAAAGUUUCAGUUCUCCAUUGUGGAUGAAGUUGAUCACAUGAUUGAUGCCGAGUACCAGAAGCCAUUAGAAUUUCUAGACAUACCCAAUCAACGACUGGCUGAGCAACUCACAUACAAAGACGCGGAAUUAUUUAAAAGGGUCAUACCCCAUCAUUGUCUGGGGGCUGUGUGGGCAAGGAGGGACAGGAAGCUGGGUAAAGGUGGAACGAUAGCCCCCAGUGUAUUGGCCACCAUUGAACAGUUCAACAGGGUGUCAUUACGGGUAAUAGCCACCAUCCUGAGAACCAGGGACCUCAAGUCCUCACAGAGGGCAAAAAUCCUCCAGAAAUGGAUUGAUAUUGCCCAGGAGUUAAGACAGCAGAAAAACUUUUCCUCUUUGAAAGCCAUUAUAUCUGGACUCCAGUCUCAUUCUGUGUAUCGACUGAAAAGAACUUGGGCCUCACUUCCUAAAGAAAGCAUAGAUUUAUUUCAAGAGUUGGCAGACAUCUUUAGCAACGACAAUAACCAGAUUUUAUCUCGAGAAUUACUCAUGAAAGAGGCCACGGCUAAGUUUCCUGAUCUCGAUUCCAACAAUAAGAUACUGCGGAGACGCAAUCUACAAAAACGCAGGUCCUGGAUAGAAAACGGAAUAGUACAAGGUACUGUCCCAUACCUAGGGACCUUCCUGACAGAUCUUACCAUGAUAGACACAGCUAUUCCGGACCGCACAGAGUGUGGACUGAUAAACUUUGAAAAGCGGAGGAAAGAGUUCGAGGUGCUAGCUCAGAUCAAACUUCUACAAUCAGCGGCCCAGAUUUAUAACUUUCAGGAAAACACACAAAUUUGGUCCUGGUUUGAUUCUGUGCGGGUGUAUGAUGAAAGUGAAUGCCAUGACAUGUCUUGUUUGAUUGAACCCGUCAAAGAAGGUCCUGGUCGUUUAAAGAAGAAAUCAGCAAGUUAUUCAAGUUUGCUCAAAGUUGUCAAAUAUGGUGAUAAUUUGGGUACCCGCCCGCCUCGUCAUGAGGGCAGUAAGCUAUCCCUGUUGAGUUGUGGUCUGGAUAAUUCCAGUGUCUGUAGUUCUAACCUAGAUUCACCUGCCUCUCCCUCACAAGGGAUGUCCCACUCCUCCUCCACUUCCUCCCUUCUGUCAUGUGACAGUGACACAACCGUGUCGUCACCAUUCCGAUCUUCUGACACCUGUGUCAUUAAAGUCCGCUUCGAGUCGGGACCUGAAUCAGAUACUCAUGUCUACAAAAGUAUAAUGUUAAAGAAUGCAGAUCACACACACACUGUGAUAGAUAAAGUAUUGGACAAAUACUCUAAAAAAGGUCCGUCCAGUAAUUACUGUCUUCUGCAAGUCCUGUCUGAUGGAGAAUUAUUAAUUCCAGAAAAAGUGAAUGUGUUUUAUGCCAUGAACAAUAGUGGUGGUUCUGAACCGGUGUUUGUAGUGAGAACCAAACAGGACCACGAGGCUCGCAUACAGCACAGGAAGCGAGGCCGGCGGAAACUCAAAAACUGGAGUCUCUAAUUCGUUCAUACUUUGUCUAUUGAGGAAGCAGGUGUAAUUUUGGUGCAAUCAUGCUCUGGUUUCACAGUUCAUUAUCUGCAGCUAUUUUUUUUGUGUGCAAUAUAUGGUGUAGCAGUAAUUGAUCAAUAUAAUUAUGUCAUAUCUACGGUACAAUACUGGAAAGUGAGUAAAAUCACACAGGUUUGAAAUCUUUGGAAAAAAGAAAGAGGAAAAAGUUUGCAAGCUGCUUCAGCAUUGCAACAUUAUGUGCAAUAUUAAUGAACAAUGGCUGCCAUGCACAUGAAGAAUGUCAGUGUUCAAGAAUUCCCAUUUCUGUCUCUCUUGUCAUUGUAACUAAUACAUUCAUUGUUAACUCCUCGCAAAAGCUUAUAAUUUUUUUGAAAAAUUUCAUGAUGUCUUUUGUAUAGGUUACAAGAUGGUACCUUUUGCAGCAUAUCUAUGCAGGUGUAGAUUUCAUCAUCAGUUUAUAUGUUGUGAAAUUUAACUUGUGUGUUGUUUAUCAUAUCUUAAUUC
Molecule: messenger RNA, 2801 nt
Organism: Saccostrea echinata
Lineage: Eukaryota; Metazoa; Mollusca; Bivalvia; Ostreida; Ostreidae
Product: ral guanine nucleotide dissociation stimulator-like 1
Exons: 17
Coding region: 222-2288 (688 amino acids)
Biological process (GO): positive regulation of GTPase activity; Ras protein signal transduction
Cellular component (GO): plasma membrane
Molecular function (GO): guanyl-nucleotide exchange factor activity
Source: RefSeq, a predicted model, not a curated record